GUGAGAAGUCAGAUGGCCGUGUCCUCUGUGCUUUCCUUCAAAGUGUGUAACCCCUGGCAGGGGCUGCUGCUCACAGCCUCUCUUUUAAUGUGCUGGCACCUGUCUACCACUACCUACGUCACCAUUAAAUUAGUGCCACGCUACGUGUUUGAAGGAGAAAACGUCCUUCUCCUUGUUAAAAAUCUGCCAGACAAUCUUAUUGCCUUUAUCUGGUUCAAAGGGAUGACAGAAAUGAGCCAUGCAUUUGCACUGUAUUUCGUGACUGCUAAAGGAAAUGUGACAGGGUUUGCAUACAGUGGCAGAGAAACAAUCUACAGUAAUGGAUCUCUGCAGAUCCACAAUGUCACCCAGAAGGACAUAGGAUUCUACAUUCUACAAACCUAUAAUGAACAAGCAGAAAUUGUAUCAACAUCAUCCAUAUACCUCAUCGUUUAUUCUUCCCUUUUGACAUGUGGACACCCUCCCACCUCUGCUCAGCCCAGUAUUGAAUUAGUGCCUCCCUAUGUUGCUAAAGGAGGAAGUGUUCUUCUACGUGUUUACAACCUCCCAGAGAAGCUUCGAGCCCUUUUCUGGUACAAAGGGGUAGUCAUGUUGAGUAACAAGGAGGUUUAUCGAUACAUAAUAGCCAAGAAUUCAAGUGUGGAGGGACCUGCACACAGCGGUAGAGAGACUGUGUACAGCAAUGGAUCCUUGCUGAUCCACAAUGUUACCCGGAAGGACACUGGAUUCUAUACCCUACGAACUCUGAGCACAUAUACGAAAGAUGAAGUGGUGAUUGUCCAACUCCUGGUGGAUGCCUCCCUUUUGCCCUGUGGACACUCUCCCACCUCUACUAAGUUCAGCAUUGAAUCAGUGCCACCCCGUGUUGCUGAAGGGGGAAGUGUUCUUCUACUUGUUCACAAUCUCCCAAGCAAUCUUCGAAUGCUUUUCUGGUACAAAGGGGUGGUUGUGUUCAAGAACCAAGUGAUUUCUCGGUAUGUAAUAGCCAUGAAUUCAAGUUUUGAGGGACAUGCACACAGCGGUAGAGAGACAUUGUACAGCAAUGGAUCCCUGCUGAUCCACAAUGUCACUUGGAAUGACACUGGAAUCUACACCCUGCGCACCGUGAGCACAGAUCUGAAAGCUCAAGUGAUGCAUGUGCAACUCCAUGUGGAUGCCUCCCUUUCUACCUGUUGUAACUCUCUCACCUCUGCCCCAUUAAUGGUCGAUCAAGUGCCACAGAAUGUUGCUAAAGGGGAAAGCGUUCUUCUCCAUGUUCAUAAUCUGCCACAAGAUCUGCAAGCCUUUUCCUGGUACAAAUAUUUGUAUAAAAGCCAGCUUCAAAACAUUGCAAUAUACAGCAGUUUCACGAAGUCCAUCAUGAAGGGUCCUGCCCACAGCAGAAGAAUGGCAGUGUACACCAACGGAUCCCUGCUGCUCCAGAAUGUCUCUGAGGAAGAUGCAGGAUUCUACACACUAGAAACUGUAAACAGUGCCUUCAAAAUUGCAACAACACACACACAACUACACAUAAACUGCAUUCACCCUUCCACCACUGGCCAGCUCAUUAUCGAAUCAGUACCUCUGAACAUUGUUGAUGGGAGCAAUGCUCUCCUACUUGUUCAUAAUAUGCCAAAGAAACUUCGAUCCUUUUAUUGGUCCAAAAGGGUAGCCAUGCUCUACAAACAUUUAAUUUCAUGGAAUGAAAUAACCACGAAUAGGAGUAUUCUGGGGUCUGGAUACAGUGGUAGAGAGACAGUGUACCCCAAUGGGUCCCUGCUACUGCACAAUGUCACCCAGGAGGACACUGGAUUCUACACCUUACAAAUCUUAAAUAUGCAAUACGAAACUGAGGAGACACACGUGCAGCUCCACAUAUACAAACCUGUUACACAGCCUAUUAUUCAGGUCACCAACACCACAGUCAGAGUACAGAGCUCUGUGGUCCUCACUUGUCUCUCAUCCGACACUGGAAUCUCAACUCAGUGGUUCUUCAAUGACCAGAAUCUGCAGCUCACAGAGAGGAUGACUCUGUCCCCAACAAAGUGCCAGCUCACCAUAGAUCCUGUCAGGAUGGAGGACGCUGGAGAGUAUCAGUGUGAGGUCUCCAACCCAGCCAGUUUUCAGAUCAGUCUCCCAGUUAGCCUUGCUGUUAGGAAUGAGUGA
This is a messenger RNA of Acomys russatus (golden spiny mouse), 2145 nucleotides long. Its product is annotated as carcinoembryonic antigen-related cell adhesion molecule 3-like. The record is from RefSeq and is a predicted model, not a curated record. The transcript has 7 exons. NCBI's taxonomy places the organism in Eukaryota, Metazoa, Chordata, Mammalia, Rodentia, Muridae. Gene Ontology annotation, biological process: T cell activation. Bases 13 to 2145 code for a protein of 710 amino acids. Gene Ontology annotation, cellular component: external side of plasma membrane.